AUGAGUUUACAUGGGACUACUCGGGUUUUUUCAUGGGACUGGAGUCGGUCACCUACUACUGCGGAGGAGGUAAACAAUAAACACCAAUUGGAGGCUUUAUUACAACAGGUUACAAUAGGAGAUACUCAAGAUGCUUGGGUUUGGAACGAUGGUAAGGAAGAAGGCUUCUCUGUCGCAGCGGUUAAAAAAUGGUUACGAGGAUCGGAGACUGGAGAUGUUCGUAGUGGUUUUACAUGGAGUAAAUGGGUUCCUAUGAAAUGUAAUAUUUUCAUGUGGCGUGCGUUUCUGGAUCGUCUUCCCACUAAGAUGGCUCUGAUAAGACGAAACAUUAUGGUCGAUAACCAUUUAUGUGUGUGGUGCGAGAGCAAUGAAGAAACGGUCGAGCAUAUUCUGACAGGUUGUAGUAUUUCAGCGGGAAUUUGGAACGGGAUAUCUAGAUGGUGCAGGAUUCCAGGCAUGUUUGUGUUUCAUGUCAAUGACUUGGUGAAAAUGCACGAACACUGUGCCAUGUCGGGGAAUAAGAAGAUGGUGAUUCAUGGGAUUAUUAUUAUUGCAUGUUGGCGGUUGUGGACGGCGAGAAAUGAAAAAGUCUUUUCGAGCAAGGAUCCGAAUGUGGUGGAGAUGCUCACGGAUAUCAAGACAGUAGGUUUUUUGUGGUAUAAACAUAGGUUUAAAGGAGGUGUAGUUGAUUGGGAUCGGUGGUGUUCUUUCGAACUGAUGUAA
Helianthus annuus (common sunflower) is the source of this 723-nucleotide messenger RNA. RefSeq lists its product as uncharacterized. The transcript has a single exon. NCBI's taxonomy places the organism in Eukaryota, Viridiplantae, Streptophyta, Magnoliopsida, Asterales, Asteraceae. The coding region runs from base 1 to 723 and encodes 240 amino acids. The record is from RefSeq and is a predicted model, not a curated record.